This is a messenger RNA of Priapulus caudatus, 2619 nucleotides long. RefSeq names its product serine/threonine-protein kinase PLK1-like. The record is from RefSeq and is a predicted model, not a curated record. Lineage: Eukaryota; Metazoa; Priapulida; Priapulimorpha; Priapulimorphida; Priapulidae. Gene Ontology annotation, biological process: mitotic cell cycle; regulation of cytokinesis; protein phosphorylation. Gene Ontology annotation, cellular component: centrosome; spindle pole; nucleus. Gene Ontology annotation, molecular function: protein serine/threonine kinase activity; ATP binding; protein binding. The transcript has 13 exons. Bases 97 to 1890 code for a protein of 597 amino acids.
UAACGAUUGUGUGGUCAAAUUUGAAAGCGGCACUGGAGAACAAGGUUGUAUUAUUUCGCUGCUAAAGAAUCACUGUAGUGAAUUAUUUUGAUCAAAAUGUCGAGUAAGCCAGAUCUAAAGGUUAAGGAUGUUCCAGAUGUGGUACUCGAUCCAAAGUCAAGAAAAAGAUAUGCUCGUGGUCGCUAUUUGGGAAAGGGUGGAUUUGCAAAAUGUUAUGAGCUUGUGGAUCCUGACACAAAAGAAAUCCUAGCAGGAAAAAUUGUGUCAAAGGCACUUCUAGUGAAGCCACAUCAAAAAGAGAAGAUGACUCAGGAGAUUGCAAUUCAUCGAAGUCUAAAGGAUCAUCAUGUUGUUGGCUUUCGAAGCUUCUUUGAAGACGAUGACAAUGUGUACAUUCUCCUGGAGUUGUGCACCAAAAGAUCACUGAUGGAGCUGCACAAGAGAAGAAAGGCAAUCACAGAGCCAGAAGCACGGUACUUUACUCACCAGACAUUGCUUGGUGUUAAGUACCUUCAUGAGAAUAAGGUCAUCCAUCGAGAUCUAAAGCUUGGUAACCUCUUUCUCAAUGACACGAUGGAGAUCAAAAUAGGCGAUUUUGGACUGGCAACGAAAUUGGACUAUGACGGAGAGCGAAAGAAGACACUGUGUGGAACACCAAACUACAUUGCGCCCGAGGUGCUUGCGAAGAAGGGUCACAGUUAUGAGGUUGAUGUUUGGUCCUUAGGAUGCAUUCUCUAUACGCUGUUGGUUGGAAAGCCACCAUUUGAGACAGCUUCUCUGAAGGAGACCUAUAUGCGUAUCAAAAAGAAUGAGUACCACGUCCCAUCCAGAGUGUCGCCACUGGCCAAGAACCUGAUUGACCAAUUGCUACAAGCUGACCCAGGAGCCAGGCCUUCUGUGUCUAAGAUACUUGAUCACGAUUUCUUCUCUACUGGUUUCUUGCCAACUACCCUACCAACGUCAUGCCUGUCAACAGCACCAAGGUUUGCACUUAGCAUAUCUUCAAUGGGCCAGCCAAUAAGUAGGAAGCCACUAGGCGAUGUGAACAGUCAAGGCAUGUUUCUUCAUCUAGGAAGUGCUGAGCAAGCCAUAACUGCCCACAAGAGGGAUGGAGAGAACAAGGUAGAAGGAGGCGAAUCAGGCAAAGUACAGUCUGAUAGGCAGGAUGAUGGAAAUGAAAUGCCUGCAGACUUCUGGCUGAGUGAUUUACAUAUGCAGCUAACCCAGCUCAUGGCUUCAAAGCCAGCUGAGAAACCAGUCAUCCGUGAAGAUGAGGCAGAGGAGCCUGCAGCUUGUCCGAUUUACUGGAUCAGUAAAUGGGUCGACUACUCGGACAAGUAUGGACUAGGUUACCAGCUGAGUGACGGUAGUGUGGGAGUCCUGUUCAAUGACUCCACCCGCCUCGUUCUCAACGAAGAUGGAGAAACCAUGCAGUACAUAGAGAAGGAAGGUGCUGAACACUUCCACAAAAUGUCUGUCUACCCAGAUAUGCUCACUAAGAAAGUGACACUGCUCAAGUAUUUCAGGAAUUACAUGAGUGAGCAUCUGCUCAAGGCUGGGGCGAACAUGAAGCCUCGUGAUGCUGACAACAUAUCCCGGUUGCCAUUCCUGAGAACUUGGUUCAGGACCCGCAGUGCGAUAGUGCUUCACCUUAGUAAUGGAACCCUACAGAUCAACUUCUUCCAAGACCACACCAAGGUCAUCCUGUGCCCCAUAAUGGGUGCGUCCACCUACAUCGACGACAAGCGUAACUUCCGCACGUUCAGAUUCAACCUGCUUGAGGAACACGGAUGCUCGCGGGAGCUGGCGAGCAGGAUGCGCUAUGCGAGGACCAUGGUUGAACGUCUUAUGGCGUCGAAGUCUGGGUCAGCCCGACUAAAAUCAGCAUAAUCUUAAUUAGUGAGAGAUAUCUUUUGUCGUAUGAGGAUUCGACUGUUGAAUUUUCUUGCAGAACUUAAGAUGUAGGGUACCUGCUAGCUUGUUGUGUAAUUACCAUUAAUAGUCAGAUGUGUAGAUCCUAGUUUCUGGCACCCUUCUGGGGGUGGUCUAUGCAUUAAACUAUUUAAUUAUCCAGAUAGCAAUAUAUAUAUAUAUAUACAUAUAAAGCUGUGGGCACAGGCAGCUUCCAUAGUAGUUGCACAUCAACCGAGUGCAUUAGUGAAAACACUAGGUAUCUGCAAUUAUUAAGUUUAUAUUCGAAUGCUUUUUAUUAAGCGUAGUAUUACGUUUAUAAACUGGCAGUUUUGUUUUUAUAAAUAUAAUGAUGUGAAACGAUCGUUGUGACAGUUUCAAUAUGUAAUAUUGCCUGCAAGUUCUUUGCAUUGCUUGUUGGAUCUGUAAAACUACUGCCCUUAUUCCAUGUAUAUGUCUGGUCUGCUAUCAUGUACAUGGUCUGCUGCUGUUAUGGAGCAUGUUACACACGUAUGUUACAGCAUGUUAAGUAGGGCACCUUUAGCAGCAUUUAUAGCAUGUAGUCCAAUUUACAUUACGACAGUUGGCAUUGUCACUUCUUCUCUAGCAACAGUAAAGAUAAUUGUUAUCACAUACAGGGUUCUCCAAGAGCACUUAUAGCCUGGCGGCCCGCCAGUCUAUCGUCGAGCCCUGCCAUCCUAAAAUGCA